Helianthus annuus (common sunflower) is the source of this 1207-nucleotide messenger RNA. Its product is annotated as probable WRKY transcription factor 7. Gene Ontology annotation, molecular function: sequence-specific DNA binding; DNA-binding transcription factor activity. NCBI's taxonomy places the organism in Eukaryota, Viridiplantae, Streptophyta, Magnoliopsida, Asterales, Asteraceae. Gene Ontology annotation, biological process: regulation of DNA-templated transcription. The record is from RefSeq and is a predicted model, not a curated record. Bases 51 to 857 code for a protein of 268 amino acids. The transcript has 3 exons.
UCGUCAUUAUUAUUUCGUGAAUUAUUUCCGACUUUAAUUUUAUAAAAGAAAUGGAAGAACUCGCCGUCCGGCAAGCCGGUUCCGCCGGACUUCGAAGCCUUGAGAAUCUAAUCGGAAUAAUAUCCACCCAUCACCACCGUCAACCACCGUAUUCCGCCGAUUACGUCGUCGCCACCGAUAUCACCGUCACCAAGUUUAAAAAGUUUAUUUCUCUUCUUGACCGGAAUUCCACCGGUCACGCCCGGUUCCGGCGAGGACCCGUUUCAAAGCCCACGGUGGUUCCGGCGGUGGUGCCGGAGAUUGGGUAUUCUGGGCCGGCGAUUCAGAACCCGGUGCCGGUAAUUCCGGUGGUGAAAUCUUUUGAGAGAAAGGAGGUUCCGGCGACUACUAUAAGUUUCGCCGGCGCCGGUGUGGGUUCUCCGGCGACGUCGUUUUUGUCGUCGUUGACCGGAGAUAGUGAGGGGUUGCAGCCGUCAAUGUCAUCCGGGUUUCAGAUCACAAAUCUUUCUCAGGUUUCUUCGGCUGGCCAGCCGAAUAUGUCGUCUUCUUCGUUUAAGCGGAAAUGUAAUUCGAUGGAGGAUUCGCAUACCAAGUGCACCGGGUCUUCGGGUCGGUGUCAUUGUUCUAAGAAUAGGAAAUCGAGGAUGAAAAGAGUAGUGAGAGUGCCGGCGAUAAGCGUGAAGAUGGCUGAUAUACCGCCAGACGAUUAUUCGUGGAGGAAAUACGGUCAAAAGCCGAUCAAAGGAUCACCAUAUCCAAGUCAUGCAGUUGGUGGUGGUUGUGAUGGAUCUGGAUGGAGGCGGAGGUGUGGUGUGGUGGAUUUGGAUGAUUAUUCUUUUAUGUUGCAGACACUAUAGAGAGAGUAGCUUGCUCUGGCGAGUUGCAGAGAGAAAGAUGGAGAAGAGAGAGAGAGAGAGUUGAGGGAGAGAGACUAGGUGUUUAUUUAUUGGGGAAGAAGAUGGUGUUUAUUUAUUAAUGAAUAUUUUAAAUAAAAAUAUGAAAUGACCAGAAUACCCUUAAAUGGCUAGACAUAACUGAAAAUUUUAACCGAGUUAGUGCCAAAGAGAAAUGUGUAAUGCAUUUUCCAAAUAAAGAACUGUGACUGUAAUUAUUAAAGUUAAAGGUCAUCAAAUGCAACACCUUAGAAACAUAAAAGACGAAAAGUGUAAUUUACCCAACAUUUUAACACAAAAUUAGUUUUAAGUAG